This is a messenger RNA of Hyalella azteca, 3000 nucleotides long. RefSeq lists its product as uncharacterized. Gene Ontology annotation, cellular component: membrane coat. The coding region runs from base 174 to 2081 and encodes 635 amino acids. The transcript has 6 exons. Gene Ontology annotation, biological process: intracellular protein transport; vesicle-mediated transport. The record is from RefSeq and is a predicted model, not a curated record. Lineage: Eukaryota; Metazoa; Arthropoda; Malacostraca; Amphipoda; Hyalellidae.
UGCUGUACCAGCAAUGUGGCGCGCGGCUGGAGUUCACUCGCAACUCUGUGGCGUGCAGCGCCGCUCAUCUCCUGACGGCGGCAUUCAACGCCUCGCUGCCUGAGCACUACGACCUUCCCUCCCACCACGGCGCUCCCACACAACACGGGGGAGCGUCGCACGUGCAGGUCAACAUGCUCAGAGCUCUCCGGCAGCUCUGCUCAGGACCUCCCUGGGAGAACGUGCCUUCUGCAGUCGUAGCCGCCCUCACCCCCAUACUUACUCAGGUUUGGGGCGCGGGUGCGCCUGGCGUGUGUAUGACGCUGCAGGAAGCCGUGCUGCUGACGCUGCAGUUACCGAGGGCAGCGACGUCCGCAGGGCUGCGCAAUACAGCCAUCAACACAACACUCGGCUUCCUGAAGAGCCCCAGCAGCAGGCUGCAGCUCGCCGCUGUCACCCUCCUCGCCAACAACUGGCCACUACUCAAGGACUCAGUGACCCCGGCGCUGCUGCAUGCGGUGGUGCAUAACUUACACACUACCACCAGCUCCAUCAUCACCAACACCACCCUGCACCUCCUCUACACCAUGGCUAACCACCGCAACUACAAGAGCGUUGUGGGCACGCUGGUGCAGUACUGUAGCGCCGCGUCGCCGUCGGUGCUGCAGGCGAUGCUCAACAAAAUAUCGAAGAUUGUUUCCACUCACGCCGACGAUGCCUUGUGGUGCCUGCAGCAGCUGCAGCCUCUAUUGCUGCUGCAUCCUCAUCCUGCCCUGUGCAGCGCCAUGUCUUGUCUUGUCUCGCGCGAUAUUCGGGACGGACGCGGCGAGCUCGUUGCCCCGGCCCUGCAGCUGCUCGGCUCGGUGCUUGAGAAAAACCCGGCGCCGCGCCCCCACGCCAUCAUGGCCGCCUCUGUUCUCGCGCCCCUCAACUCCGCGCGAGCUCCUACUGCUGGGGGCCAGGAUGCUGGUGCGCUUCUUACCGAUGAAUAUGGGCUCGUGGUGCCUGAUGUUGUGUGCGCCCCCUUCAUGAGUGACGACGAGAGAACUUUACUCGACAUUGUCAAUGAAAAGUUCAUCAAUAAUGUUGUGUUAAGUGAGAAAUACUGUGACGGUGAUCAAAUUUUUUUCGAGUGUUUACAGAAAAUUGGUUUAUUUAGUGAAGGCUUUGAAGAAAGGACUGUGGGCAUUGCCCUGUCAUUCAUCAAUUCGCCUGACGUAGUUUGGCGUAGUCAGGCUAGGGAAGCAUUGGCGUGGAUCCGGAACAAGAAGUUGGCAUGUAGAGUUCUGGAAGCUGAGCGCCAAGUGCGCAAGAACCUCGAAGAUUUUGAUUGGACAUUGCCGUAUCUAGAGGAAUACAUAGUCGAGUCGCUCGAGAAAAAGAACGAGAUGCCAUAUCUACCACGUAGUUGUUCGGUCCAUGGCGAUGGGGUUUCGUUGAAGCCUUUAGUUAUCAAACCUGUGACCGAAACCAUGCACGGCUCACUAUCUGUCUCGCCACGUUCAUCCCAGUCUUGCCAGUCCACUCCACGUCUCGGAUCUCAAUCAUCUUUCAUUGUCGCCCAGAGACCUGGUCAUACUCAAUCUUUAUGUACCGACAGAAGAUCGUACGCUGAAUCGUACCGUUCCCUGGACCAGGCAAGCAACUCUUCUUGUACGUCCAGCCGAAGUGCCUCGUUUGGAUCCAGCGGAUUACUGCGCGCCUGUCGCGCUCCCUCUACUUCGACUGACCUCGUCACUCCUGCCACGGAUGCAAGUUCAUCUGUUGACUCAGUGUCUAACUCCGUCAACUCCAGCCUUGAUGGUCUGCACAGACCGCAGGCCUCCACGCUGCAGCCUGAGUUCGAUAUUCUACAGCCGGGCAGAAGCAAAGUCGGCACGUUACCGGACGGCGCGCAACCUACAACCAGUGCCCCUAAGUUGCUAUGGUCCGUGGAGGGUCGGUCGCCUCAUCUCGGCGCGAGCUUCGUCCUGCCACCUGAAGGCGAUACGAUCGAAGUCGCCGCUGAGGCGAUGGAGGAACUGAGGCUUGAGGAGGAGGAGGUCCCAAGCACCGCUGCCGCCUUGGCUAGGGCGCUCUAUGCGGGGCUUGGCAGCAAGUGAAACGUGACGAAUGAGAAUGCCAUAGGGAUACAAAGUUAAAUGAAGAAAUAAAUUUAAAAUGAAGUGUGACAGAUUUGCUCUAAAAAUUAAUAUAUGUUGCAAAUAUCUAAUAUAAGCUAAAUGAGAAGACUGAUGCGAACUAAGAGACUGUGUCGAGAUGCCCUGCUACGCAUUACCAGAUCUUGUCAAGUAUUUCUGAGACCAUAAAAUAGCUGCGAAACGCAUAUGUUGCAAGAAAGAAGAAUACCAGGACUGAACCACAGAUACUGUGAUGAGAUAAUAAAGUAACGGCUUGCAAGUGAUGGAAACCAACUUCCUUUGCAUGCUUAGCUAAGUGAUCCCAGGAACAAGUACCACGGCUUGUUUAACAUUAUAUCGUCUGUGGUACUAUUAAUCAUGGCGAACACAAUUAGAUUCGAGAUUUUGAGAAGAGUUUUACCUUCUUGUGCAUUGAAAAAAUGAACAAGGAGCUCUCUCGUACUGCACAUUAACACAAGGUAUGGUGUCGGUUUUUUACGUUGAUUUUCAUACUUGUGAAACACGUACUGUGUAGAUCGGCCUCAGCUCAACUGCUUGGGUUGACCUGCCUCAGCUAAUGUGUUGAAGGCGCUCUAUUGUAGUCUUGACCACACAUCUUGUCCUCAACUGGCGCUUCUGGUUAAACUACAUUUGUUCUCAAACGAGCCUUGCUUUCAAUCUUAAUAGUAUUUGAAUCUCUGCCAUUCACUCUAUAUUUUUUGGCACUUGGAUAUUUUUCUCUGUCAUAUCUGACACGCAUCACUUUUUCCUUUUUAGCAAAAUGUAAUCUUGCAUCCUACGCGUUUUUCCUCGUUACUUGCAAUGUUUUUUCGUGUCGUCUCUUUAAUUUAUAUUGCGCUGCUAUUGGCUCUUUGAGAGCAUGUAUAUUCACUAUUUAUUA